UGCCUUUUUUCUCUCGUAGAUUAUACAUCGUGCAUAUUCGUGUAGAAAUUUUAUACAAAGUUUCUAAAAGCAUGAACUCUUUUGGGGUUUUUUGCAUUUUUGCAACCGUUCUUUUCGACACCUCGGAGGCCUAUGUCUCAAAUCGAACCGGUUUCGCAAAUAUAGCGGAGGAAGGCUCAAAACCCCAAAUUCCAGGAAAGUCCGUUAAAGGCCGGGAUGGGCUUGAAAUAUCCACAACUUGUGGAGAUGUUCUAACAACUACUCAAGGUCGAAUAGAGUACACAUCCGGUUAUACUGUCGGGACGGAAUAUUGCGUUUUUAUGAUCAAGUCACGCCUCUUAAACGAAUUUAACUUCGACAUUUUGCAAAUGGAUGUGUACGGGAAUAGGGAGACAUUCUUGGGAAUUAGUACGUUUGAUUAUCGAAAUCCAAAUCAUCAAACCUACCAAGUUAGCCAACUCGGAAAAUAUAAGUCGACCGGAAACCUAGUAAUUUUAGGUUUCACGACUUCUCGAACAAUACCAAUUUAUCGUCGAGUUUUCGUCCUGGAGUACAGCAUGACUCCAAUAGGGGACUUGGAACUUUCUGCCAAUAGCGUGCAAAAUAUUUAUCCAGGCGUUCAUGGGAAUCCACCCGCGAGAUUCAGAUAUCCACAAGCUGACGUAAAUUAUGAUAAUCGCGAGUUCACCGCACUUGUUUUCGCUCCGCCAAAUUGGAUCAAUUAUGACACCAGUAAUAGAAAAAGUCGAUUUGAGGUUAAUACGUCCGGACUGGAGGCCUCAUGCACUGAUAAGGUUUCGACGUAUACUAUGUCAUCUACCGUUUCAGCGGUGGGUUCAUCUAAAAGGGAACUGUGCAACGCGACGUCAGCCAGAUACGAUGCAAACCCCGUGUACGUGGUGGUAUUCAAGUCGGACAACGCAACGGUGGGGGCAGGUUUCAACAUUGAGUAUGAUUGGGGACCUGAAGAUUAGCGGAUGAGAAAUCAUCAUAGGAUUUUAUGACAUUAAUUGCCUAUUUAUCACGAAUUCACUUGUCAAAGAUGGGUUAAUCCAAGCGUAAUAACAAAAAAUAAAAAUUUGCACCUGCAUAAAUUCGCCGGGUAGGA
Molecule: messenger RNA, 1108 nt
Organism: Folsomia candida
Lineage: Eukaryota; Metazoa; Arthropoda; Collembola; Entomobryomorpha; Isotomidae
Exons: 5
Coding region: 72-974 (300 amino acids)
Source: RefSeq, a predicted model, not a curated record